Messenger RNA from Aureobasidium uvarum, 735 nucleotides. Lineage: Eukaryota; Fungi; Ascomycota; Dothideomycetes; Dothideales; Saccotheciaceae. The record is from the annotation of a GenBank genome assembly.
AUGGCUGACCGUGGAGCAACCCGUGGCGGAUUCGCAUCUCGUGGAGGAGACCGUGGUGGUGACCGUGGCCGUGGCGGCCGUGGUCGCGGCCGUGGUCGCCGUGGUCCCAAGAACGAGGAGAAGGAGUGGCAGCCCGUCACCAAGCUCGGUCGUCUCGUCAAGGCCGGCAAGAUCAAGUCCAUGGAGGAGAUCUACCUUCACUCCCUGCCCAUCAAGGAGUACCAGAUUGUCGACUUCUUCCUCCCUACCCUCAAGGACGAGGUCAUGAAGAUCAAGCCCGUCCAGAAGCAGACCCGUGCCGGUCAGCGUACCCGCUUCAAGGCCGUCGUCGUCAUCGGUGACUCUGCCGGUCACGUCGGUCUCGGUAUCAAGACCUCCAAGGAAGUCGCUACCGCCAUCCGCGCCGCCAUCAUCAUUGCCAAGCUCGCCGUUGUCCCCAUCCGCCGUGGUUACUGGGGCUCCAACCUUGGUGAGCCUCACUCCAUCCCCGUCAAGGAGAGCGGCAAGUGCGGUUCCGUCACCGUCAGACGUCUGUUGCAGCUUGCCGGUGUCAACGACGCCUACUCUGCCUCGUCCGGUUCCACCAAGACCCUCGAGAACACCCUCAAGGCCACCUUCACCGCCAUCACCAACACCUACGGUUUCCUCACCCCCAACCUGUGGAAGGAGACCAAGCUCAUCCGCUCCCCUCUCGACGAGUACGCCGAUGUCCUCCGCCAGGGCAAGCGCUACUAA